AUGAUGGAAUCCGACCUUCCUCCAGGUAGCUGCAACUCAACUGGGCACCUGUCCACAAUAGGAUACCACUCUUUACCUGGUCGGAUGCAUCAUUCGGCCAGCACGCCGGCCGGCGUAGACGGCGCGGGUGGCGGCUCACGCACGCCGCCCGCCACCCCCAAGAAAGGGGGCAAGAUGCUCGCCGUCAGGGUGCAGAUGUUGGACGACUCCAUCUCCAUGUUCCAAGUGCAGUCGAAGGCUCUGGGGCGUGUGCUGUUCGACCAGGUAUGCCGACAGCUGCAUCUUUUGGAGGCAGAUUACUUCGGUCUGGAGUACCAAGACGCCAACGGGACGAGGUACUGGCUGGACGUGGAGAAGCCUAUGUGCCGUCAACUAGGGCUCUCCAUGCUGGAGCCGUCGCUGCGGUUCUGCGUGAAGUUCUACACGCCGGACCCCGCGCGGCUCGAGGAGGAGUUCACGCGCUACCUGUUUUGUCUGCAGGUUAAGCGCGACCUAGCGCACGGCUGCAUACAGUGCAACGAGAAUACCGCCGCGCUGAUGGCCAGCUACAUCGUGCAAGCCGAGUGCGGGGACUUCGUGCCCGAAGACUACCCCGAUCACACGUACCUCAGCGGGUACAAGUUCUUCCCCGGCCAGGACUCCGAGUCCGAACGACGGAUCAUGGAGAACCAUAAGAAACACAUAGGUCAAAGUCCUGCAGAAGCAGAUUUAAAUUUAUUAGAAACCGCUAGGAGAUGUGAAUUAUAUGGUAUAAAAAUGCAUCCGGCCAAGGACCACGAUAGCGUGCCCCUAAACCUGGCCGUGGCGCACAUGGGCAUCGUGGUGUUCCAGAACUUCACCAAGAUCAAUACCUUCAGCUGGGCUAAAAUACGCAAGAUCUCCUUCAAGAGGAAGAAGUUUCUCAUUAAACUUCACCCGGAGGGUUAUGGUGCAUACCGGGACGUUGUCGAGUUCUUCUUUGAGGGUCGAAACGAGUGUAAGAACUUUUGGAAAAAGUGUGUGGAAAAUCACGGCUUCUUUCGAUGCUCCAGCGUGCCGCGACUGCCCAGGCACAAGACCAGGGUCAUAUCCAGAGGCUCGUCUUUUAGGUAUAGCGGUAAAACGCAGAAGCAAAUAGUAGAAUUCGUCAGAGACAACUACGUGAAACGACAGACAUUCCAAAGGUCGGGCUCGUUCCGCGCGUCGCGGUCUGCGGGCGGGUCGCGCGCCUCCGUCGCCGCGCCGACGCCGCUCAACGCCAGCCUCUCCGCGCACCCGCUGCUGCCGCUGCCGCCCGGCUCCGAUGCGAUUUCCCUGGAGUGGGACAAGCAACCUCACUACCUGGAGGCCUCUCUGAUGAUGAAGGGCUACAGUGCGGAGGAGGCGCGCGCAGCAGCGCUUCGCUCGCAGACACGACGCACCUCGGAGGGAGGCACUCGCCCGCCGCUCGCAGCUACCGCCUAUGCCACCACGAGGGACAAGCUGUCAAAACUGUACUGCAGCGAAAUCGGGGCUCCCGAACUGGUGACUCGUGCAGAGGUCAAUCAUCAUCCUACGGAGGAUUCGCCUCCGCCUCAUCGGACGAGGACACCAUUGGAUUCUCCGGAGAUUACAUGGAGGCAGGCGAUUACGUCGUGCGCGAGUGGGGCCGCGCGCGCACCCUCUCCGCCACCGCGUGCGGCGCGCCCGCCCCUCCCGCCCCCCACACCAGAAGAAACAUCACCAGAAGCGGAGAAUACAGUGUCAUCAGCCAGUCUUUGCAUUUCGCCCACAAGUGAACGGACAAACGGCGUGCCUCUUUGUACGUCUACGCCGUGUGCGCCGCGCGUACCGAUCAAUGGCCAUGUCGUCAGCGACGGCAAAGCGUAUGAUGACGUCACGAUGUUGGCUGAGGUCGUUAACGGAAAGGCGCACGUGAACAUAGUGUCGGAAUCAACGUGCAGCAUGGACGUGCUCAGCGGCGGAGAGAGCGACGCGGGCGACACAUUGAGCAGGCGUAAUAACAAUAACAACAGCAUAUCAUCUAACUUGACGAACGUUCUUCGCGAAGGCACGAUAGAGGCGCCGAAACGUCGCGGCGCAGACCUGUCUUACUUCAUAGCUAAGGAGCUUCUUAUGACGGAACGCACCUACAAGAGAGAUUUGGAGCUCGUCACUGUGACUUGGUCGCGUCACGUAUCGGAGCUGGCCGCUAGCGGCGGCGGUACUGGCGUGUCGGAAGCGGCGACGACUCUAGCGCGUGCGUGCCUAGCGUUAGAACCGCUAGCGUUGGCGUGCGGCGCGGCGUUAGCAAGACUAGAACGCGCGCUGGCUAAUUCCUCACGGCUGGCGCAUGACGCAGACAGCGGAGAUUGUAACGAAGAACCAGAGUACAAAAGGAUAGCUGAAUAUUUACACGAGUAUUUAUCAAGCACGUCCGAUGCGUUUGCAUACUACACCGAGCACGCGGGCACAAUGGUCGGCCUUGUGGAAAGCGUGCGGCGAUGCAACGAGGCAGCGCGCGCCGAGUGCUGCGCGUUCGAGGCGCACUCGCCCUUACCGCUCGCCUGCCUGCUGCUGCGGCCGCUUCACCGUCUACUGCACUACGCGGCCAUCGCUGAAGAUCUUUGCGAAGUGGGAAGCGGCGAGACUGGACAGAAGGCGUUAAAUGUAGCGCGACGAUGCGCUAGGUUUGCGAGACUUCAAUUACCGCAUGCUCACAACCACUCCGCACUCUGCCAGUUCCAGCGAGACAUUACUGGGUACGACAAAUUAUUAGUGCCGAACAGAGAAUUCAUCAGGCUUGGUUGUGUGUACAAACAUUCCACGAAGGGGCUCCAACAAAGGAUGCUGUUUUUGUUCAGUGACGUGGUGCUGGUGACGACACGCGCGGGUGGGGGCCACUUCCGCACGCACGUCGCGCUGCCGGUGCGGACCGUGCAGGUCACACCCUCGGACCUACCCAACUCCUUCGAGAUACACUGUGAUAACACACACCUGCUAAUAAGCGCAAGCAACGAGCAGGAAUACUCGGGCUGGUUACGAGCGUUCGACGCGGCUGCCUUAGAAGCGGCUCAGAUGCCGCAGCCUUGCGUAGACCUAACACCUGCGGAUCAUGAGACGGAUAGCGGUUCAGUUCCUGUGCAGGGCAGUGGACUAUCGCAUGUUUGUUGGCAUCGCACCGCUUCGCUUUCUAGAGAAUUGCUACAUCUGUCGCUACAGACGCAGUUAUCCGGUUAUCUAUUACGUAAGUUCAAGAAGUCGCCGGGUUGGCAGAAGCUGUGGGUGGUAUUCGCGAUGUUCACAUUGUUCUUCUACAAGACGUGGCAGGACGACGCGCCGCUAGCUUCCCUGCCUUUACUCGGGUACGCAGUAGCGCCGCCGUCGCCGGCUGACGGCAUCGACAAGGAGUUCGUGUUCAAGUUGCAAUUCAAGAACCACGUGUACUUCUUCAGAGCCGACAGUAUCUACACAUAUAACAGAUGGGUGGAAGUAUUAAAAACACCGAUGGUGCAUGAAGAUCACAAUUAG
This is a messenger RNA of Chilo suppressalis (striped riceborer), 3489 nucleotides long. The record is from the annotation of a GenBank genome assembly. NCBI's taxonomy places the organism in Eukaryota, Metazoa, Arthropoda, Insecta, Lepidoptera, Crambidae.